Molecule: messenger RNA, 1119 nt
Organism: Colletotrichum acutatum
Lineage: Eukaryota; Fungi; Ascomycota; Sordariomycetes; Glomerellales; Glomerellaceae
Exons: 1
Coding region: 195-1034 (279 amino acids)
Cellular component (GO): extracellular region
Molecular function (GO): IgE binding
Source: RefSeq, a predicted model, not a curated record
UUUUCUGGCACAUCCCGGUUUCUGGUCUUUUGACACCAUCACUCUCUCUUCAAAACCAUCGUCCAAAUCCGCGAGUUAUCUUGAUAACCCGCUGUCACUCUUUUCCGGACGGGUCUAGCAAAUAAACACAACUUUUAGCAUUCUUAACCACCAACGAGUUUUACGAAUCUCUCCACGAUCUCCGAUAGUUCAAGAUGCACUUCACUUCUGCCGUCGUCCUUGCGGCCGCCUUCGCCGGCGUGUCUGCCCACCCUUCUGCCCACAACCACCAGAAGUUCCACGAGCGCCGCAGCGCUGACGCCGUCGAGGAGCGCGACCUAACCUUCAUCAAGAACAUCCUCCCCUCCACGACCCCCUCUUCCACCUCUGCCGCCCCCUCCGCUACCUCCUCUGCUUCCGCCGGCGGUGUCUACACCCCCUUCUGCAGCGGCUCCAAGAGCAAGCGCGCCACCAUCGCCGAGAUCGCCUACUCUGGCAACACCGGCACUGAGGACGACUGGGGCUGCAACAUGCAGAUCAUCAACGACGCCAGCGUCUCCCUCUACAACUACACUUCCACCUUCACCGCGAGCGAUGCCGACUACUCUUGCUCGUGCUUCAACAAGAUCGGCCCCAAGGGUCUGAUCGACGGCUGCUGGUUCGCCGCAAUCACCUUCACCGUCAAGGAGGGUCAGUCCAAGAACGUCGCCUUCGACGCCGACUCCCAGGGCUCCUGCGCUUGCGGCACCGGCACCACGGUCCCCAAGACCCCCAUCGGCCAGUUGGCUGGUACCUGGCUCGAGUUCGACUGGGCCUCCACCCCCAACGGCGGCAACUCCGGUGCCGACGCCUCCGUCCUCGUCGCCGGCUCCCAGAGCAUGUCUUACUACGGCAUGAAGGUCGCCGCCAACGGCAAGACCUGCUCCUGGGUCAAGUCUGACGGCACCAACGAGGGCGCCUACAUGCCCGGCAUGGAGGCUGAGGAUGGCAUCGGCUGCAAGGGCUACUACAAGGGCCACCUGGACGUCACCCUCGGCGACAAGUUCUCCACGUAAGAAAGGUUCAUCCUUUUCUUCCGUCUGGUUCCAGUCUUCUUCCCUUGCCUGGGGUGAGUUUUUCGUCGGGGAAAGGGGGUCAUCU